CCCUGCUGAGAGGCAGCUCCCUAGAAAGCCCCCACCCCUGGCCACUGCAGCCCAGGUCCCAGCAGCCCCCCAUGUCCACCCAGUUUCCACGACCAUCCUGAGGGGCUCCAUCGUGGGCCAGGGCACUGGGGCAGGCCAGCCGGCCCAGGCCUCACAGGGAUGGAUGCCAGGCCCCAGGCCAGCAGGCUGCCCCGUGAAAGCACCAUCUGACCCCAGAGCAGGUGGUGACCGGGGUCUCCGCUGAUUCUGCCCUCUGCCCAGCCCUGGGGCCAUGUGAACCUCAGUCCGGAAGUGCUGGCUGCCCACCUAGGAGUCCCGCCCCAGCCCCGCCCCAAAGACCAGCUCAAGGCCCGGGGCAGGCCAGCCGUCGGGAAGGCCGGAGCCAAGCCCCGGGAGGGUCUGUGCGGACGCGGGUGUCCGUGCCCGCCCCUGGGAGCAGGGGCUCCGCGCUCCGUUCGCCUGCGGCUGACGAUGGUGUCAUGGCUGCCCUGAGGUGGACCUGGCCCUCCCGGCCGCCGGGUGACCUGCGGGGGGCUCCCCACGUGGCCUGGUCCCACUACGUCGAGCAGCCGGGCCCCCAGGGGAGGGCCUGCAGCCUCCCGGUGUGGUCCGAAGGUGAGGAGACCAAGGAUGGGGACAGCUCGGUGUCAUCAGGCCGCCUCUCCGGCUCCUCCGGGGGCCACGAGUCCUGCACGUCUCUCCCGGGGCCCUGGAAGGAGAGGCCCCCACAGGUGCAGGGGCCCCGGCGGACGCCCAGAGAGACCAACCCACGGCUGGAGCUGCUCAGGGACAAGAUCCGGGCCCAGGCGUGGUGGCAGGCCAGCUGUGCCUCUCUGGGCACCUCGGCGCCCUCCAGCGCCUCGCGUCUCUGCAGUGCCUCCAAGCCAGAGCCCCGCAGGAGGGCCGGGAAGCUGGCGCACCCCGACCUGGCCCCCUGGGACGUACUUGGGCCUGGGGCCUCCGUCACAGGCUUGGGCGCCCUGAGCGAGGCUCCGUGUGGAAGGAAAGACAAGGCCAUCCUGGGCCGGGGGCGAGAGCCCUCCAGGGCCCCCCAGCGCCAGGCCGCAGCUCUUCGGGAGAAAAGCAAAAGAAGGAAAAGUAGUCCCUGCAAAAGGGAGAGAUCCCCGGGGCCACCCACCCCCACCGCCAGAAGAGCUGCCAAAGGCAAAAAUUCUGAGUUGGUUGGCGUUUAUGCCUGGAGGAAAGGACCAACCCUGGCGAGGGUCCUGCUCGGGCCCCCCCCGGCCUCCCCCAGGCUCCAGAGCGAGGCGCCCUGGAGAGACCAGGCCCCCGCCGCGGAAUUAGGAGACAGCAGGAAAAUUGGAGCUGCUCAGAGCCCCCCUGCCCGCCCCGGGUCGCCCAGUCCAGCCUCCGUCCUCGGUGGCCUGCAGGUGUCUGCCCACAUGCCCAGCCUGUCUUCCUGCGAGCAGCCUGUGAACAUCCAGAAUGCCAUGGCCGUCCUGAGAGACCUCCGCCGGCAGAUCCAGGCCGGGCUGGAGUUGGCCCGGAGCCACCGCCGCAGGGGAGGGCCAGAGCUGGGGCGGCCUCUGCUGGGGCUGCAGGACCUGGCAGGGAGGAGGCGGCCGCAGGGCCCCUGGAGCACCCCCCACAUUCCGGGCUCCUUCUCGGAGAGUCCCCAGGAGUGGAAGCGCUCCUCCUUAGAGAGGCCUGGCAGCUUCCCCAUGGGGCGUCGCUGGAGCACCUUGGCUGGGUGGGAGUCCUAUUCCCAGAUGCCCUGGGCGGCUCAAGGACAGAAGCCCUCCUUCCAGAAGCUGGGGAGCCCCCCUGAAAGGCUGACCUCCCUCCCUCAGCGGCCCUGGAGCGCCUCCGCCGGGCAGGCCUCCCGGCCCCGGAGGACCUGGGCCCCUCAUGAAGACUGGGAGAGCCCCGCCCGAAGACCGUGGAGCCCGUCGGCCCCGAGGUCCCGGAGCGCCUCCUUCACGCACAGCGCGGGCACCCCAAGCAAGGGCACAGGCUCCCUCCUGCCCCCCUCGGAGCUGAAGCAUGGCUGGCUGAGGCCGGCCCUCAGGGACCCCGGCAUCGCCCCUGGGAAGGAGAACGAGGUGAGGGUGCCGCCACCCUGCCCGAAGCCCCGGGGGGCCCGGGGUCACCCCCACAGCUCGGAGUCUCUGCGGGAGUUCAUGCGCCAGAAGACGCUGGCCCGGAGGCGACAGGCCCUGGAGGAGAAGGCCUCUGCCGUGCGGGCGCUUGAGCUGCGAAACCAGAGGCUGCAGGACGUGUACAGGAAGCAGAGGGAGGCCGUCCUCGGCAAGGCCGUCCCUGUGGUCUCCCACACGACCCCCGGCAUCGUGACCUUUUUCCCGCACUGCGCACAGUCCAAGGGCCUGGAAGCCCCCGGGAGCCUGGGGUCGCCUGUGCUGGAGUGGAGCAAGGUGACCUCCGGCAAGGUGCUGGGGGGCCAGGAGGCCCCGGGCAGCUUCUGCCUGUGUUUGAACAGAACCCUGAACCGCACUGAGACGCUGGAGACAGGCGGCCCCCGGGACGGCGCCCCCGUGCUGACGUCGGCCCGCUCCUCCCUGGGCCCCCUGAAGCUCCAGGACCUCGCCACCCAGCACCCGUGCCCAGGGGUGUGCAUCUACCUGGACCCCGAGGAGAGCGAGCACCUGGGCAUGUCGGGGCCCCCGCACUUCCGGUACAAGCAGGCCCGGCUGCAGGCUCUGGAGACCAUGGCCAACAUCCUCAAGCAACGGAUUGACAUCCUGACGGCCAAGCUGUACAAGUCGGAGGCGCUGGACACUCUUGGGGACCCGGUCCCUGGCCUGUCACCCUCACACCCCAGCAGCAUGGCUGCUGCCCCCAUGCCCACAACCCCCAUCUGCUCCGGAGCACUGGUGCCCAACAGGGGCAGAGGGCCACCCCGGGGCUGGGCGGACACGCAGGCCAGGCCGCUCCUCUCUCCCACCUGCUUCUUGGACAGCCAGACCCUGCCGUGGAGCCCCGACUGGGAACGGUGGCAGAGGGUGACCCCGGGGGCCCACCACGACAGCCAGCCUCGAGGUUUCAUGGAGGAUGGAUAUUUGGAGCUGGAUAACAGGCCGGCAAGAAACACGGAUUCCUUCCAGGCCCUGCGCCCCUUCCUCGGGAGCUCACCCGGGGUGACCGCCGUGCUGGACCCCACCUGCGGCUCCCUGCGGCUGGAGGAGGUGCCGUCGGCCAGAGGAGCCAGCUUGGUCACGCCCUGGACCCUGCGGAGCUGCGGUAAGGGCGAGCCCGCGCCCAGGCCCUGGGCUGGCUGGUCGGGUGCCUGGGGAGCUCCGCUGGGGACCCCCUCCACUGCCCGAGGCUCCGGCGAGGCCCUGCGAGUGUAGAGAGAUCCUCUUCUAUGUGGAGAGCGUCCACGCAUCAGUAUUAAAGUUUUUUGGAGGCUUUCGGGA
Suricata suricatta (meerkat) is the source of this 3395-nucleotide messenger RNA. RefSeq names its product coiled-coil domain containing 187 (gene CCDC187). The coding region runs from base 480 to 3329 and encodes 949 amino acids. The record is from RefSeq and is a predicted model, not a curated record. Gene Ontology annotation, cellular component: centrosome. The transcript is spliced from 10 exons. Lineage: Eukaryota; Metazoa; Chordata; Mammalia; Carnivora; Herpestidae. Gene Ontology annotation, molecular function: microtubule binding. Gene Ontology annotation, biological process: microtubule anchoring.